CUAAGGAGGAUGAGAGUUUGGCCGAAGAAAUCAUCCAUGCCAACAAACUUGAGGAUGACUUAUCAAGACAUUUUGCUUCUCUUAACCUAGGCAAUGAACCUGGUGAUUCAGCUCGAGAGUUAAGGGGUAAGAUUUCACAUCUUAAGAGUCCCAAAAGAACUGACCCCAUGGAGGGAUUAUCAAGUAACUUAGCUUCGCGCAUUCUAGGGGAGGAACAUGGUGAUUCAGCCACAGUUUCAAGAGAUUCUAAGAAAACUCAAGAGUCAAAAUCAAGUUCACCGAAAGAGACUGGUGAUCAUUCUCGACUUGUGAAUACUAGCACUAGUGUCAAUUUCCAAAACAGGAGUAAAGGAGAAGCUGCUGGGGAAAGUAGUCAUGCAGACAUGCCCGAUGGAGGAAUUGGAGUUGACAAUCCUAAACAAAGAUCUAAGGAAAGUUCGGAGUUGAAAGCUAGUUCAUUGAAAGCAACUGGUAAUUCUCGACCUAUGGAUACUAGCACUAGUAUCGACUCCCAAACGAAGAGUAAAGGAAAAGCUGUUUGGGGAAGUAGUCACGCAGACAAGCCUGAUGGAGGUGCAGGAAUUGGAGUUCACAACUCUGAAGAAGUUAGUUCUUUUGCAAGGAGAUCUAAGGAAAGUUCAGAGUCGAAAGCUAGUUCAUUGAAAGCAACUGGUAAUUCUCAACCUAUGGAUACUAGCACUAGUAUCGACUCCCAAAAGAAGAGUAAAGGAAAAGCUGUCGGGGAAAGUAGUCACGCAGACAAGCCCAAUGGAGGAAUUGCAGUUGACAACUCUGAAGAAGUUGCAGUUGACAACUCUGAAGAAGAAAAUCAUACAGAUCACUUCGGUGGUCUACCAGGCCUUGUAUCUGGUGGCUUAUGCAUUGUGGGGUUUCUCCUUUAUCGAUUUUGGGCGCGGUCAUAAUACUUAGAUAUGAUUGUAAAGGUGUGAAAUUUAUUUAUAUAUGUAGGAAUUGGAAGACGUGAAAUUGUUAUUAAUGUUGUGAGACCAGAGCAUACAUUGCUAUGUAAAUUGUCACAUAUACUAAAAGUGAGA
Magnolia sinica is the source of this 1055-nucleotide messenger RNA. RefSeq lists its product as uncharacterized. Lineage: Eukaryota; Viridiplantae; Streptophyta; Magnoliopsida; Magnoliales; Magnoliaceae. The coding region runs from base 168 to 923 and encodes 251 amino acids. The transcript is spliced from 9 exons. The record is from RefSeq and is a predicted model, not a curated record.